AUGGGGGCAGGAAGCAAAGUGGUCAUCGUAAGCUGGUUCCAAGAGAUAGCGAGGUUUGGAACUGUAAAGCCAAACAUCCUCAGAAGCUUGUCAGAUGCAGAGUUUUGUUACCUCUUCAAGGUACUCGCAUUUGGAGGGACAGACCCGGAGAAUCACCCACAACUAGCAUCAAUAGCUACGGAGCUAGCCACGAACGUGAAUGGGUUGCUCCGUGUAGCGAAUAUGCUCGCUGACUUGUUAAGGAAGAAUCAGAAUGUCCAGUUCUGGUUCCAUAUAUUGAAGAGGUUCAGGAAGUCAUUAGAGCGUAAUUUUUCCAGGUUUGGUGAGCAUCCGAAGCAAUUUCUUGAGAAGGACCGUCCGACUGACAUAACAAUGCUGGUUCCGCCUUCUUCUGCUACACUUCAUCUCAUGCCAUCCCAUGACGAAACUAGUUUACUGCUCAAGGUGAAGCUUGCAGACCUGGUGAAAGGUUCAACUACUAUUCUACCCAAUGAGGAGUUUCAGAUAACUAUAUGGGAAUCAAGAUUACCCCCUUUUACUAAGUUUAUCGAAAACUGUAUCGCUGACGAGCACCCUUGUACUUCCUCAGACAACAAGAGGCAUAAGUCAGCAUGCAAACAGUAA
Messenger RNA from Miscanthus lutarioriparius, 624 nucleotides. NCBI's taxonomy places the organism in Eukaryota, Viridiplantae, Streptophyta, Magnoliopsida, Poales, Poaceae. The record is from the annotation of a GenBank genome assembly.